CAAAGAAUGGCAGUUCUUCUCUUCGUCUUCCCGCCCAUCGGCCACCAUGGGCAGAAGACCCAGAACUCGAAGCAAGUCCGCCUCUGCCACUCCCCCCUCCAUUCCCUUCAACGCCGACCGGAAGCCGAUCGCCACCGCCACGACGCCAAAAACUCCGGUUACCUGUUCCACAUCCAUCAUUCCUUCCACACUCAAAUCAGUUUUCCUGGACGAUUGGUGGCUGGUAAAGGCUAACGACGGCGAGGGCUUGGCUAUCGGAGGGUUUGCAUCCAGAGAGAGAGCUGGGAUAAGAGCAUUUUAUUCUGCAGCGAUUUCUAAGAGACACGAAACCACUGUACUCGAGGCAACUGAUGGGAUUAUCAUUUCAGUCAGUGGCUUCAUAAAUAGAUCACGAACACAUGAAAAUGGCUUUCCACCAAAGGUGUACAAUCAUUUCCUUCUUGGCUUUCCCUUCAAUUGGAAAGACUAUAUGGGUUCUAGUUCAGAUAAAAAAUCUUCUUUUGAGUGUUUUAAAGCAAGUACUUCUCGUUCUGACGAUCAAGGUACAAGUCAUAAUUUAGAACCUGACUUGGAUAAGCUUGCAGUAGCUAGGUUGCGAGACCUCUCCUUGUCCACUUAUGGAGAAACUAAUUAUGGCUUCUUUAUGAACUCAAAUUCAAGUUGUAGUCCAACACAAGAUUUAAAAUCUGGACUAGAGACCCCGCUCAAGGAGCAAAGUUUCUGGAAUGAGGGGAAGAAUGAUGAUGUAAAGGAUUCCUUGCACGCUAGUCAAGAAGCUAAGGUGGACAUGAACCUCCAGAUUCGAGGAAGACAAGGUGUUUGUACAAGAAGCAUGACAAAGUUGAAAAAUACUAGGAGCGGAAGUAAAGAGAGUCUCAUGUCAGAUACUCAGAAGAGGAAAAAGGGUUGAAUAUAAUUCGUGAAAACUCAGGAAAGGGAAAUGGACAGAGAAUUGAAAGUAAUUCAGAUUUUUUAUUAAGUCUGACAAGGAAGUUGAUGCAAUCACAGGAGAGCAGAAAAUCAAGUCUUAGGCAAAGGAACUGAAAGCAGAAUCAAUAGUUGGAGUAGAAAAUUGAGUUUUCGUGCAAUGUUCACUCCCUUAAUGAUUGAGAUUCAAAUCGAGUAUAUGUCUAUGAUCUAUCUGGGCUGACUUCUGCAAUGUGACUGUUGCGCUCUCUUCGUUAUUGAAAAUUCUCUGUGAAGAAUUUUUUGCUUCUA
Molecule: messenger RNA, 1218 nt
Organism: Benincasa hispida (wax gourd)
Lineage: Eukaryota; Viridiplantae; Streptophyta; Magnoliopsida; Cucurbitales; Cucurbitaceae
Source: RefSeq, a predicted model, not a curated record